AUGGAAACGGAGGAAGCAGUCAGGGAUUACUAUGGUAAAUCGUUAACAUCUUCAAAUGAUCUGACAACCACAAAUGUGAUCCAGUGUUCCAGGAAUGCUGGGAAAUUAGCGACCUUUGUCACGGAAGCUCUGUCACUUGUGCAUGAAGACAUCACAAACAGGACCUAUGGCUGUGCCACAGCUUACCCUGAAGCACUUGAUGGAGCCAAAGUGUUGGACCUUGGAGCGGGCUGUGGGCGGGAUUGUUUUGUCCUGAGCAACAUUGUUGGGGAGGAGGGUACAGUGGUGGGAUUGGACAUGACUGAUGAAUUGCUGCAGUUAGCACGAGAUAAAGUUGACUACCACACUUCCAAAUAUGGUUAUGCCAAGCCUAAUGUGAGUUUUGUCAAAGGUUACAUGGAGAACAUGAAGGAAGCAGGCAUAAAUGAUGACUUUUUUGAUGUUAUUGUAUCAAACUGUGUUAUCAGCUUGUGUACUGACAAAAGAGCUGUUCUGAGAGAAGCUUAUAGAGUCCUAAAGCCUGGAGGAGAGCUCUACUUCAGUGAUAUGUACCGCGAAGGACAGCUGCCUCCUGAAGUCUUGGAUGACAAAAAAUUGUGGUGCGAAGGCUUGAUUGGUGCAUUGACAUGCGCAGAACUACAUGAUAUAGCAAAAGAACUGGGUUUUACUACACCUUGUGUUGUCAGAGCAAGCAGUCUGCCAAUUCUUGAUGAAGAAAUCGAGAACAAGUUAGGCCAGGUGAGAUAUGCAUCUGUCACAUACAGACUGUUCAAGAGGUUGAAUAGAAAUGAUCAGGACAACAAGACCUCUGCAUUCGUCAAAUACCUGGGUGGGAUUAGAGGUUGUGAGGACGGUUUUACUUUUGACAAGGUCUACACAUUCAAGAAAGGGAAGAUGACCGCUGUGGACCCAGAGGUUGCUAACAUUCUGUCUACUUCCCGGUUUGUGACUUUCUUUGAUGUGGUUCUUGCAGCUGAACAAAGUACCCAUUCUUUUCAGAUUGUAGACCCAUUCAAGUUGAUCUGA
This is a messenger RNA of Candidula unifasciata, 1026 nucleotides long. The record is from the annotation of a GenBank genome assembly. Lineage: Eukaryota; Metazoa; Mollusca; Gastropoda; Stylommatophora; Geomitridae.